Messenger RNA from Gossypium arboreum, 918 nucleotides. Its product is annotated as G-type lectin S-receptor-like serine/threonine-protein kinase SD1-1. Bases 1 to 834 code for a protein of 277 amino acids. Gene Ontology annotation, biological process: protein phosphorylation. The record is from RefSeq and is a predicted model, not a curated record. Gene Ontology annotation, molecular function: ATP binding; protein serine/threonine kinase activity. NCBI's taxonomy places the organism in Eukaryota, Viridiplantae, Streptophyta, Magnoliopsida, Malvales, Malvaceae. The transcript is spliced from 5 exons.
AUGGAGAUGCAAAUAUUCGAUUUUGCAACUAUAGCCAAUGCAACAAAUAACUUCUCAAGCAACAACAAGUUGGGACAAGGUGGAUUUGGUCAUGUAUAUAAGGGUAUGUUGAAAGAAGGGAAAGAAAUAGCAGUGAAGAGACUAUCAAAGGAUUCAGGGCAAGGAUUUGAUGAAUUCAAGAAUGAAGUGACAUUGAUAGUUAAACUUCAACAUCGGAAUCUGGUAAAGCUAUUUGGUUGCUGCCUUAAGGGAGAUGAAAGCAUGCUAAUCUACGAAUACUUGCCAAAUAAAAGUUUAGACAACUUCAUAUUCGAUAAAACAAGAAACAAAUUGUUGAACUGGGAAAGGCGAUUUCACAUCAUAGAUGGGAUUGCUCGAGGACUUCUUUAUCUUCAUCACGAUUCUAGAUUAAGGAUUAUUCAUAGAGAUUUAAAAGCAAGUAAUAUAUUAUUAGAUAAUGAUAUGAAUCCCAAGAUUUCAGACUUUGGUUUGGCUAGGAUGUUUGGUGGAGAUCAAAUAGAGGACAAAACAAGAAGAGUUGUCGGAACAUAUGGUUAUAUGUCUCCAGAGUAUGUUUUUUAUGGACGUUUCUCAAUGAAAUCUGAUGUUUUUAGUUUUGGAGUUUUGAUUUUGGAACAACGCCCAGAAGAUAGACCCAAGAUGUCAUCGGUGUUGCUUAUGUUAGGCGGCGAAAGUACAUUACCUCAACCGAAUCAGCCUGGUUAUUUCAUUGAAAAAGAUCAGCUGCCAUCAGCGACGGUAGCCGAUUGUAGAUCCAGGAAACAAUCAACUUCAUCUAAUGAAGUCACCAUUACAAUGUUAGAUGCCAGAUAGAAUUAGAGGUUCAUGACGCUAGAGGCGACUCUGUAAUUAUCAAAGAGCAAAAAAAAAUUUGAAAUAUGUUAAUAUUGUAGAAAA